CGGAGAACACGAGGGAAAUCGUAAGUUUCUGUCCUGGCCUCCGGAAGGAAAAGGUCGGGUUUUCUGGAUCGGUCGUCAACUGUCACUUUGGAUAUGAGUGUCUGAUCGAGAAUAAAAAUCGCCUUUUCACCAGACAGAUCGAAUCGUUGGCAAUGAAGCAAGCGGUGGUGAGCAAUUUAGGCGAAACCUGUCCACGUCACUCGAGUGAAUGAGAGGGAGAGGGAGGGAAGUGAAAUGAAACGAAGGCCAGGAGCAGGCGGGUCAAUGCAGACGCUUUUCUUUGUCUCGUCACCUUGCGAGGCCGCAUCUCGUCUGUGUAACGACGAGGGAAAAGAGGCUUUACCGUGGAAUGGGUCGACGAAUGCCCGACGUUGUGAGGUGGCAUCGUGGUCCUCUCUCCUCUCGCCGUGUGCGUUCGUCGGGCGACGGCAUCGAGUUGGGGUGUACGACAUGGGGCGGAGACGCGGUACAUUGGUUAGUGCAGACGCAGAUGCAGAUGCGGAUGCGGACGCCGAUCAGAGGAGGGCGUACAUGAACAUCGGAUUUUUACCGCCUCUGGGGAUGUACCGAAGGGAAUGCAGCAUGUGUACAUGUGCAUGUUUGCUGGAGGUGCGAUGUACUGUACCUAUAUAUGAAGAAGUAGCGCCAGCGCAUUUGGACGGAUGCAAUCCUGCGCAGUGAACAUAGCGGAAAUAAUAGGUUGAGUCAUCACUUUAUGGGGGUCAUGCCAACACACCCAGCUGAUUCGGGACGAACGAGUCCGCAAUACGUCCU
Dissoconium aciculare CBS 342.82 is the source of this 774-nucleotide messenger RNA. RefSeq lists its product as uncharacterized. NCBI's taxonomy places the organism in Eukaryota, Fungi, Ascomycota, Dothideomycetes, Mycosphaerellales, Dissoconiaceae. The transcript has a single exon. The record is from RefSeq and is a predicted model, not a curated record. The coding region runs from base 235 to 681 and encodes 148 amino acids.